Molecule: messenger RNA, 1160 nt
Organism: Prinia subflava (tawny-flanked prinia)
Lineage: Eukaryota; Metazoa; Chordata; Aves; Passeriformes; Cisticolidae
Product: serine/threonine-protein kinase PAK 3-like
Exons: 3
Coding region: 237-518 (93 amino acids)
Source: RefSeq, a predicted model, not a curated record
CGAAGCCAGCAGCAAGUCGAGCAGCUGAGGCUGGAGCUGAGUAAGGAGCGGGAGAAUGGGCAGGUGAGCCUGACCAGCCAGGUAGCAGAGGGAAGGGCAGGAAUGGCGCCAUGGACUAUAGAUCUCAGGCGAGGGAAGGCAAGGACUACUGCAGGCACUGGAUGCACAGAGGCAGGUGCUAGUAAGAUUUUUCCUGACACAAUAUCAAGGACAAGCUACAGCAAGCUCAGAGGGAGAUGAAGGCAAUGGAGAAGAGACACAAAGAAGAAAUGGAAAGGAUGCGCAGGAUCCAGCUGCAGUACAGGCUGUGUGAACAAAAGCAGAUGGACACAGGCUCUGCAGCAGCGUCCUCCAAAGAAGGAGUCUCCCCUCUGCAGCCUGAAAACUCGAGCAUGGACAGUUCAUGCUGGUCAAGCCAGGAGAGAGAGAAGCAAUGCCUGAAGAUGCUGAGGAGCAUUGUGAGCAUGGCAGAUCCAGCAGAGAAAUACACUGGCUGGCAACAUAUUGGCAGUGGGUGAGUGCAGCCACACUUCCUUCUACACAACUAUGGGCCAGGUAUUUUGGUGGUGCAGUAUCAAGUGGGAAGUCAGGCAAGCUGCAAGCAUCUUCAGAGCCCGGCUUUAGAUUGUCCCUGUCUCAGUACUGAUCACAUGGCAUCAUCAAAGAUAACUGGAUGCUGCCAAAGUCUUGCCUGCUUUAGGGAGCAGCACCUGGAAGCCCUCCUGUCCCUCAAGCGUGUGGCACCAGUUUGCUUGUUUUCCUAGGAAACUUGGUUUUGUAUGAGUCAAAGUAAGACGGCCACACUAAGGAAGGAAGCAAAACCUGAGAGAGAGCUUCCCUCCUGAUAGCUGUCAGAUAACAGCUGUUUUCUUUCCAAAAUCUUGCUGAAAACAAUAUUCAGUGGUCAGGACACUAAGAAGGGCUGUGUGGUGUUGCCUGAGUUUAACGGAUAGAAUCAAGAGAGAGGUGAGAAGGCCCAACAGGCCUACGUGUUUCAUUGCCUGGAAAGGCACGCCACACGCACAGACACAGAAAGGAAAAGGCAAAGAAAACCCCCACAUCCAUAUUCUAGUGUGUCCUUUGGAGAUUUGUAGCAGCCCUUUUUUUUCCUGUUGGACGCCUCUUUUCUCUUGCACACGCUGCACGGCAGAGGGCUGCUG